Messenger RNA from Solanum verrucosum, 771 nucleotides. RefSeq lists its product as uncharacterized. The record is from RefSeq and is a predicted model, not a curated record. Lineage: Eukaryota; Viridiplantae; Streptophyta; Magnoliopsida; Solanales; Solanaceae. Bases 1 to 771 code for a protein of 256 amino acids. The transcript has 3 exons. Gene Ontology annotation, biological process: chloroplast fission.
AUGUCCGAGUUAGUUUGUGUGCAUCUACAACCAAAGUUUCAGCAGAAAUCACCUAGCUUGUCUUUGCUGGAAUUCAAACCUAGGUUCUCUUAUUACUAUGGUCCGAUUCUUUGGAUGAAUAAUACUUAUAAAGAUUUGCAUAAUCUUAGUGAGAGAACAGAGGUUUUAUAUGAUGAGAUUAGUGAUAGAAUUCGUCGUGAAGAAAUUAAUUUCUGUACACACUGUGCUGAACAUGGUCGUUAUUGCGGAAUUGAAGAACUCACAAUGGAAGAUAAGGAGAAAUUGAUUGGCAUUCAAGACUCAUUAAAGGAUCUUCAGAACAUGCUCCAGUUCUACCAGGCAUUAGAGUCUCGACAGCAGAGACAUCACAAUGGCGCGCUUGUCCGUUUGGAAGCAAGUAGAAUGGUACUGAUAGACAAAUUAAAUAAGUAUCCAACAUGGGGAAAGAAACUAGAAGUGAUUGAGGAACUAAAAGAAUAUUUUGGCAAAGGAAUUAAAGAUGCAUUAUCAUUUUCUGAGAAUUUGGCAAAAACAGAACAGAAACAGAGUAAAGAUGAGAAAGAAAAGAAGAAAAGUUCAAGUUUUUUGGUCAUUUGCAUAAAAAGUUUAUUUAAUCCAUGGAAUUGGUAUCGUACGACAAGAAUUGCUGCGAUAGCAUUGAUCGUUAACGUUUACAGGAAUAGAAUGCAAGAUAAGAACAAGAUGUCUGUUCCAAGAUUGAAAAUUGGUUAUUCAGAUAGCCAAUUAGCUGUUACAUAUGGAAAGGGAUAA